This is a messenger RNA of Tetranychus urticae (two-spotted spider mite), 1288 nucleotides long. The record is from RefSeq and is a predicted model, not a curated record. Lineage: Eukaryota; Metazoa; Arthropoda; Arachnida; Trombidiformes; Tetranychidae.
UUACAAACGAAUGCAUUGAGUUUGACGGUACUUUUAAUUUUCUUUGCACAUCCAAUUCCCACUUCAUGUGAUAAGAUAUAAAUUUAAUACCUAAUUGUAAUCCUAUCAAGGCGAUCAUAAUCAGAUGCGUAAAGUAAAAAUUGUCAUCAAAUUCAAUUCAUUUGUUUGUAAUUGUUAUUUCACUCGUUGGUAAUUUUUGUAUUUUUAUUUCAUCAAGCUAAUAAUGAUAUUCGUGAUCAACUAAUCAAUUAACUCUAUUCAGUUUAACAGUUUAUUUUGUUUAGUAUUAAUGCCAAUCGACUGUGUAUCUCCUUUAAUUAAUUCAUCUGGAUAAUAAUUUACAUGUUGUAAUGAGCAUUGAGUUGGAUAGUGAUAAAAACAGUAAGGUAUCCUUUACUGAACCUAAUGUUAAAGAGGAGGAAAAUCGGGAUAACUUAGACAACGAAAUUCUCGGAGUUUCCGCUAAAAAAUAUGAACAGUUGCAAGUUGAAUUGGAAGAUUGCAGAAAUCGAAUUGAAGAAUUGAAAUUGCAUCGUGAUGAAGAAAAGGCUGGUAAGGAACAAACGUCCAAAACUUUAGCAACAUAUGAGAAGAAAACUAGAGAUGAGAGGCAACAAUAUGUUCGACAAAUCAAUCCACUCGAAAUCAUUGUCAUGAUGUUGAAGUUAAAAGCGAAAAAUUCAGCUAAUCAUGCUUCUAGGUUGGAGGAAAGAUUACAAGAGUUAAAGACUGAAAAUGAGCAACUUCAAAGCCACUGUGAUUUCAUGAUGAACAUAAUAAUAGAAGGUGGUUAUGAAAUGGAUACUGGACAAACAGAUAAAGUCACAUCGAGCAAUAACAACCCAACGGUAUCCAGAAAUAUAGAUUUGACCGUCACCACAGCGCAAGCUAAACAAUCGGCAUCAUCGACAAGCUCAAACAGUUUGUCUAUCGCAUCUACUAAAGCAGCUUCUUGUACUACUGCUAGCAGCAUCUUUGUAUUUGGAAAACCCACAGCAUCAGAUGACAGUUUGAAAGUUUGUUCGCGUGGGACUGAAAGAAAAAAUCGAAUUCCAACUCAUUCAGUUCAUUUGAAGUGCUUCUUCUCUUGUCUGAAAUCAAGUAUGCUGCCAGUUUAAUUGCUCAGCGAAAUUACGUCAAAGCUAAAAGAAGACUUCCACGCAACUAGGCUGAUCAAAUGUCUCUAUGAUAUCUGUUUGUUUAUCUUUCCCCUUCUACUCUUUCCUUUUCCUCUUUUCCCCUUUUCGUUGAAUUUCCAUUGACAAAUUAAUAAACAAAUUAACUCUCA